GGCCAUGAACGCAGGCUGGAGCAGGAAUAAACGAGGCAUCAUUGAACGCAACACGGGUUGUAACCACCAUCACAGUCAGUGGCUCAUCAUCCCCCACCAAGGUGUUUAGGCAGUUACACCCAUUCUCACCUUGCGUUUAUUUUAACCUUUUUGAUACAUAUUUCUGCUUGACAUCUCGGGGGUUCGGCAGCAUGAAGGGAAUCCGGGUUUUCGCGCUUAUCUUGGUGCUUUCCGUGUCUCUGCUUUGCACAGCCGAAGCGGCCAGGAGCAGGACCAGCAACCAGAACAGCUUCCGACGGGCAGCGAACGUCAUCUACCAGACCCUCAGCAGUAUUUUCGGAGAAGACAACAUCAGAGGGUUAUACAAGUUUUUCUCAAAAACCACGGAGAGGUUUGUCCAUGGAGUGGACUCUUUUCUUGACACCAUCUGGAAGAUCUGGUCAGAUUUGCUGGAUGUGAUGGGCAUUGACUCCUCUAACCUGAGCCACUACUUCAGCCCCACAUCCCUCACCAACACUCCGGCCCGCGCCCUGCUCCUGGUGGCAGCGGUUCUUGUGGCCUACUGGGUCCUCUCCAUAUUCCUGGGGGUUUUCUUUUACCUUCUGCACGGUGUGUUCGGCCGCUUCUUUUGGUUGGCACGUGUCUUGCUCUUCGCCCUGUCCUGCCUGUACAUCCUGCAGAAGUUUGAGGGUGACCCUGAGCGUGCGGUGCUGCCUCUGUGCUUCAUCAUGGCUAUGUACUUCAUGACGGGGCCUGUGGGAGCGUACUGGCGCCGGGGAGGAGGGGCAGGUUCACUGGAAGAGAAAAUCGACCACCUGGAUACUCAGAUCAGGCUGUUGAACAUCAGGCUGAGCCGCGUCAUAGACGGUCUGGAACGCACCGCGGAUCAGUAGGUAGCAGCGAGCAGGAAGGGGAGGGAGGGGACAUUUUACAAGCUGCUGCAGUUGAUGUCCGUGUGUUUCCUGUACACAUCUGCAGCUACGCAACUACUGGGUAUUUAUAACUCUAUUGUAAGAUGGGGGACUAAACUAGAUUUGAAAACAGUAUUUUAUCUGCUUUAGUUGAUUUUAGUCACUGAAUACCUUCAAAUCCUCAGAGGUUUGGACAGUUGACUUGGAGCUUACGCAAAUCAACCAAACAACUAUUUUUGCUUUUAUGAUUGUCUCAAUGAUUGAAAGGUUUUUGCUUAAUUCAAGAGGAAGAUAUAUGACAAUAUAAAAUGUUUUCUAUAUGCUGGUCUAAUACACCUCAGCUACUUUAAGAAACGCCCACUAUUGGGUUUGGAUUUUUGGUAUUUGGAUAAGCGUUGUCAAUGCUUUUCCUAGAUCAGAAAUCAUAUCUUAUGUAUGUUUGCUUGUUUCUAUCCUUGUGAAUAACCUGGGGUUUAAGAUUCUUACACAGGUGUCCACAAGCAUUUCCCCCUUUUUUAAAACUAUCGAAGUGGCGAAGGGUUUGGCGGUAUGAUGCGAGGGACCGAUACAAACAUUGUAUUUCUAAAACGUUAAAAAUCUCAAGACUUUAGAUAGUUGUUUAUAGCAAGAUUUAUUUCAUUCUCCAUCCGAUAAAAAAAUGUAGAUCUAGUUGGAAGUCACCGUCCCAUAGUGGCAAUAGUUUGACGUCAGGACCUCUUUUUCAUUGUGUGUUUGUAAAUGUGAAAAGGAGCAUGAGCAAACACAUCUGGGUGACCUACUUGAAUGUGUGUGCAAAUGCAUUUUUGUAUGUGUGUGCGUUUCAAGCUUGUGAAAUGGAAAAGCACUGUCACCAUCAGACCAGCAGAAAACAGACAGGCAGCAAUAUCUCAGGGACUCAACCAACACAUAUAGAAUUGGAAAAGAGAUAUCAAGUGUAUUAAAAUCACAUCUUGGUCUAUUUGAGUCAAUGCUUUUUCAGAUAUGGUUUAAAAUCUGUUUCAGUAAGUUACAAAACAUAUUGAUAAAUCUGGUGUGCAGUCUGUGUUCUUGCUUAAUGUUGAAAUUGCAAAGAUUGAUUCAUGUAUGAUGUCAAGACCAAUCCCAGCUUUUUGAUACUAUCAUGGACUUGUGGCAGGGAUUUUAAGUGCAGCUAGUGGUAAAUCGCCUGUUUGAAAUGUGGGGAAACAUUGGUAAGAUUAAAGUUUGAAUCAAAUUAUCAAGACAAAAUCAUUUUGAAAAAAAAGAAAAUCUACUUUUGAGUCAAAUUUAUUUUUGUGUGAAAUUCUCAACCUGGUUGAAAAAUACAUUAGUUUUGAUCCUGUGGCAAAAAUACAAACAUGCAUUGUACAACUCAAUUUGACUGCAUUAGAAAUGAUACAUAUGAAGCUGUACAUUAUUUAAACUGUUUCACGUUAGUAUGUAAUGAAUGAUCUUACCUGUAACUUAAUGAAAGAUUUACAACCAGCUGA
Molecule: messenger RNA, 2380 nt
Organism: Notothenia coriiceps (black rockcod)
Lineage: Eukaryota; Metazoa; Chordata; Actinopteri; Perciformes; Nototheniidae
Gene: bri3bp
Product: bri3 binding protein
Exons: 3
Coding region: 192-893 (233 amino acids)
Cellular component (GO): mitochondrion
Source: RefSeq, a predicted model, not a curated record